Hibiscus syriacus is the source of this 2691-nucleotide messenger RNA. Its product is annotated as conserved oligomeric Golgi complex subunit 3-like. Gene Ontology annotation, cellular component: cis-Golgi network; membrane; COG complex. Gene Ontology annotation, biological process: intra-Golgi vesicle-mediated transport; intracellular protein transport; Golgi organization. The coding region runs from base 112 to 2466 and encodes 784 amino acids. The transcript is spliced from 25 exons. Lineage: Eukaryota; Viridiplantae; Streptophyta; Magnoliopsida; Malvales; Malvaceae. The record is from RefSeq and is a predicted model, not a curated record.
AUAUGGCGUUAGAUUCAAUUACCAGCAUCGUCUGAUGAACAAAAUCAGGUAGCUAAGGUCCGUCUGGUCCAGUAGAACCAGACUCUCUACAAAACUAAGAAAACAAACAAAAUGGCAACGAAUACAGCAGCUACACCUCCGAAUCUCCCCAAAUCUGGAGCCAUUUCCAAAGGCUACAACUUCGCUUCUACAUGGGAACAGAAUGCGCCUUUGACGGAGCAGCAGCAAGGAACUAUCCUAAUGCUAUCUCAUGCUGUUGCCGAACGGCCGUUUCCGGCCAAUUUGGCUCAAGAGAGAACCUAUGGGCAAGAUACCGGCUUGUCUGUUUCUACAAAGGCUAACGAUUUCGUUGAUUCUGGAGCUAUUGAAGCAAUUUUGGUCAAUACAAAUCAGUUUUAUAAAUGGUUCACAGAUCUUGAAUCGGCCAUGAGGUCGGAGACCGAAGAGAAGUAUCAGCACUAUGUUAAUACUCUAACAGACCGCAAACAGACUUGUGAUGGUAUACUUCAACAAGUGGAUGAGACCUUAGACCUUUUUAAUGAACUACAGCUGCAACACCAAGCAGUAGCAACAAAAACUAAAACACUUCAUGAUGCAUGUGAUCGACUGGUCCUGGAGAAGCAAAAGCUGAUUGGGUUUGCUGAAGCACUUCGCAGUAAGCUCAAGUAUUUUGAUGAGUUGGAGAAUAUUACUUCAAACUUUUAUUCUCCAAACAUGAAUGUUGGAAAUGAAAACUUUUUCCCACUUCUUAAACGGCUGGACGAGUGCAUAUCGUAUGUUGAAAGUAAUCCGCAAUAUGCAGAAUCUAGUGUUUAUUUGCUAAAAUUCCGUCAACUGCUGUCCCGGGCCCUGGGUAUGAUCCGCUCUCAUGUGCUUUCUGUUAUGAGAAGUGCUUCUUCUCAGGUUCAGGCAGCAAUUCGGAGCAGUGGUGGCAACAAAGCAUCUCUUUCUGAGGGUGUUGAGGCAUCUGUAAUUUAUAUCCGUUUCAAGGCAGCUGCUAGUGAGCUUAAGUCGGUAUUAGAAGAAAUUGAAAGCAGAGCAUCAAGGAAAGAAUAUGUUCAUGUUCUUGCUGAAUGCCAUAAAUUGUACUGUGAACAGAGGCUUUCUUUGAUAAAAGGCAUAGUGCAUCUGCGAAUAUCUGAAUUUUCCAAGAAAGAGGGUUUGCCAUCGUUGACUAGAUCAGGAUGUGCUUACCUAAUGCAGGUCUGUAAACUAGAGCACCAACUCUUUGAUCAUUUUUUCCCUUCUUCUUCAGAGGAUGUUUCAAGUUUGGCACCAUUAAUAGAUCCUUUGUCUACAUUCUUAUAUGAUACAUUACGUCCAAAACUCAUUCAUGAAACAAAUGUUGAUUUUCUUUGUGAGCUGGUUGAUAUCCUCAAAACUGAAGUAUUGGGAGAACAGCUUAGCCGAAAAAGUGAGUCAUUGGCUGGGCUACGUCUUACAUUAGAAAGAAUUUUGGCAGACAUUCACGAACGCUUGACUUUUCGUGCUCGAACACACAUCCGUGACGAGAUUGCAAAUUAUAUCCCAUUUGAUGAAGAUUUAGAUUACCCUGCAAAACUGCAGCAGUCUGAAGAUGUGAAGACAGAAACUUCUUCUGUUGAUGCAAAUCCAUUUGUAUUCAAAACUUGGUAUCCACCAUUAGAGAAAACAAUAUCUAUUCUUUCAAAAUUGUAUCAGUGUUUGGAACCGGAAGUCUUCACUGGCUUGGCUCAGGAAGCUGUAGAAUUUUGUUCCGACUCUAUCCAAAAAGCAAGCAAACUAAUUUCAAAGAGAUCAACACCAAUGGAUGGACAGCUCUUCCUUAUAAAGCAUCUUCUGAUAUUAAGAGAACAGAUAGCACCAUUUGACAUAGAGUUUUCCGUUACACACAAAGAACUUGAUUUCUCUCAUGUGCUGGAACACUUGAGACGGAUACUUGGAGGCCAGGCAUCAUUAUUUGACUGGACCGGAUCAACAUCAUUAGCCAGGACCUUAUCUCCCCGUAUUUUGGAAAGUCAAGUAGAUGCGAAGAAGGAGUUGGAGAAAAGUUUAAAAGCAACUUGCGAGGAGUUUAUUAUGGCGGUCACUAAGCAAGUUGUGGAUCCUAUGCUUUCAUUUGUUACCAAGGUAACUGCCGUAAAAGUUGCAUUAUCUACUGGUACUCGGAAUCAAAAACUAGACUACGUUAUGGCCAAGCCACUCAAGGAACAAGCCUUUGCUACUCCGGAAAAAGUGGCUGAACUUGUGCAGAAGGUAAAUUCAGCCAUUCAGCAAGAACUUCCACAGGUGCUAGCAAAGAUGAAGCUUUAUUUACAGAACCCAUCAACACGGACAAUUCUUUUCAAACCAAUCAAGAUAAAUAUUGUUGAAGCCCAUAUCCAAGUUCAAUCACUCCUAAAAUCAGAGUAUUCUUCAGAGGAAAAACUCACCAUCAACAUGUUGGACAUACUAGAACUGGAAGCGCAGCUCGACAAUCUCCUUUAGCAAGGUAUCAAAGCUCAUACAAGUAAUUUUCCUUGAUCCAAACAUUCAGUAAUUUUCGGCGAUAUCGCAGUUCGGCUGUUCAUAAGGUUAUAUUGAUAGAUAACUAAAAGAGAUAUCAUGUAAAAAAUGGUUUAAUUUUUUCUGAACAAUCAUUUGUUAAGUAAUUUCCAUUAUCCAUUAGAACUAAUAAGAAAAUGAGAUGGCCCCAAGUUAUAUUGAUGAGCA